AUGACCCUCGGAUGGUGGCCAACCGAGGAAAAUGACCCUCGGGUGUUGGCCAACCGAGGAAACUGCAUACAUAUGUAUAUACACAUUUCCCAAACUCAUGGGCUGGCGGGGCCAAUCAAACCCCUGUCAACGGAAGCAACAACCAAAAGCAGCCUCUUCUCGACCCUUGCCCCGCCACCGACGAUCAACGGCAGCGAGAAUGGAAGCUCACCGGCCAACCACCACCCACUCAAACCCAUCCUCCCCCCUGUCCGCACUAGCCAGCUCUGGAUGCUUUCGGUCCUGCGCGCCUCAGGUAUUUCUCCGCCUCAGUAUAGCUCCAUUGCCAAGUAUGGCUCAGUGGGGAGGCUACCUGUGACCGUUGUUCAUAACAGAACUAAACAGGCUCAACCUACUAAACAAAGACACACGCGCUUGAGACCACUCGAAAUGCAAAUUAUUUAA
Molecule: messenger RNA, 444 nt
Organism: Puccinia triticina
Lineage: Eukaryota; Fungi; Basidiomycota; Pucciniomycetes; Pucciniales; Pucciniaceae
Exons: 2
Coding region: 1-444 (147 amino acids)
Source: RefSeq, a predicted model, not a curated record